Colletotrichum paranaense is the source of this 126-nucleotide messenger RNA. RefSeq lists its product as uncharacterized. Bases 1 to 126 code for a protein of 41 amino acids. Lineage: Eukaryota; Fungi; Ascomycota; Sordariomycetes; Glomerellales; Glomerellaceae. The record is from RefSeq and is a predicted model, not a curated record. The transcript has a single exon.
AUGAUGAGGAAUAUAUCACGAAUCCGACCAACAUUUACUGGGUUUGCUCGGAACCUAGAGGUGCAGGAGCGUGCAACACAUCCUUCACCGCGAAACAACGUACCCAGUUCGCAGAACACUUGGUAA